This is a messenger RNA of Dendronephthya gigantea, 2449 nucleotides long. RefSeq names its product putative tripartite motif-containing protein 75. The transcript has 4 exons. Bases 191 to 1804 code for a protein of 537 amino acids. The record is from RefSeq and is a predicted model, not a curated record. Gene Ontology annotation, molecular function: zinc ion binding. NCBI's taxonomy places the organism in Eukaryota, Metazoa, Cnidaria, Anthozoa, Malacalcyonacea, Nephtheidae.
CCCGAGAACUUUGAGAUAGCUGAGACAGCCUCGUUCAGCGACGUCCCCUAGGGAAGCUAUGAGAAGCUUUAAUACCUUCUCCGCUUUGAAAUAUCGAAACUGAACCGAACAUCGGCCCGUCAGAUCGGACUGAGAUGAAAUUGAAAUAAUGGCUGAUCACUAGGACUUAUUACUUAUAGACUUAGAGAUUAUGGCUGAAAAACCAUCAAACUCUGCUUCCGAACUUGCGGAACUGGUGACGUGUUCAAUAUGUCUGGAAAAUAUUAGGGAUGCAAGAGCACUGCCGUGUCUCCAUACCUUCUGCAAGGAAUGUUUACAAAGUCUGGUUACACCUAGAGGAGAUUUAACAUGCCCACACUGCAGGAAAAAAGUCAAAGUCCCGAACGGUGAUGCUUCCAAACUGAAUCCUAAUUUCUACGUGAAUAACAUCAUUGAUGUGCUAAACUCCAAAAAGGGUGGCGAGGCUCCUGCACCAGCACCUGCAAUUGUAGACAGAACCAGCAGGGCUCAACUCUGCACAAAUCACCCGGGAAAGGAAUGUGAAUUAUUCUGCCUUUUAUGUUUCAAAUUUAUUUGCCGUGAAUGCAACUUGAUCUGGUCCGUUUGCAGCUGUUUGCAUUUUCAUGUACACGUAACCAUCGACAAAGCAGCAGCGUAUAAGCGAGAACACGUCGAAGAAUUACUGCAUGAAAAAGAAGAAUUGAUGUCAGGCGUGAAGAAUCAUCUGGAUACUCUUAAACAGAUGAAAGCGAUUGAAUCAAGAAAAGUCCUUGAUGUUUCUCAACAGAUAAACGAUUCUUUUGCCAAGCAUAUGAAAAAGUUGAAAAACCGACAAGAAGCAUUGCUGAAGCAAGCAUCUGACUUGCAGCGAAAAAACGACGAUGGCCUUUCAUCUGAAGUCAAUCAAUUUCAAUUAAAGCAAGCUAAAAUUCAAAGUUCAAUUGAAUGUUGCCGUAAAACUCUGGAAAUAGAUAACCCGGUACUAUUCCUACAGAGGUACCCUGAGUUCCAAGCUGACUCCGAUGAAUUUGAAACGGAAGUUAAUUUUGUGACGGAAGUGGAAUUGGAUAAUCUGCUCUACCAAGCGACCGACUCGUGUUUAACCGAAGCCAUCUCGAGUUUUGGAAAGGUCGUAACUCGCGACGAAUGCGACGAUGUCGAGGAAGAAAGUCCGAUGGCACCAAAAAAAUCACAAAAAAACCGAUCCAGACGUCGUGGUAGGAGACAAGGCGGUGGGAACGAGCAUGGACCGUUGGGAGCGGAUGUGUACAUGGGGCAUACGAGUGUUAACAGGACUGGUAUCUGGUCAGGGACGUUGUAUAACAGAGCCAGAGGCAACGCUAGCCCGGUUGUUACAUUCGAGAAUUGUGGAACAAGCGUGAAAACAACGAGUGAAAGAAAUGCAGCAAUUAUAGGAAAGCCGGGUUUUCUAUGGGGGAAACAUUCUUGGAAAAUCAAAGCUGUUGGGUUUGCGCAUGGCAUCAGCCUCGGUGUUUGUGUUGGUGAGAAUGGUUGUGGUAUCGUUGUGACGUAUGAUUCACAGUUAACACCUUUAAAUACGGCACUUGGCAUUCGUGUGGAGUUGGAUUGUGACGCCAAGCGAGUAUCCGUUUCUCACGAUGGCAGGGAACAAACACGGGAUGUGGUCGGAUUCGACAAUCCCCAUCGCCGCGAAGUGUACCCUUAUUUCUAUCUACCUCCACCCGGAAAACACCAUUUCAGCAAAAUUUCCAUCCUAAGUAUUGAUGGCGCUCCCGUCGUGGGCCAACCGCGGGAGAACGAACCGCAGUGCUCCAUGCAAUGAAAAUUGAAAAAAAGUGAAAACCUAAAACUGAAUUAUCAAAAAACUACUUCGAAGAACCAACGAAUUGAUCUUAAGAACAAGAUAGCAAGUUUCAGUCGGUGAUUUUUUACGAAAGCCGGUCGCAUGAUGCAAUAACAAAGUCGUAAACAAUGUGACUGUAAGCUUGUUUCAAUUCUCGAUCUAAAUCUCAUCUGUAGGGUUUAUAGAAGAUGUUGUUCUUCUGAGGAUUUUUUCUUGUAGUAUAGUGUCUGCUAGUAGGUAAAGGUUUUGUAUGGACAGUAACAAUGGUAUAUAUAUUGUACCAGAGAGUGCUGGUGUUUGAGUCAAACUAUAUGUUUAUUAAAAGGCCGUGAUUUAAUUGACACGGCUAGGCCAGCUAAAUUGAUCGAAUUGACACGUGUAAAGGCUGAUUUCUGCAUUUACUGUUCAAAAUGAGGAAUUUUUUCAUGCAUAAAGAAGUGUGCAUUAAAUCUUUGCACAAAGCUUGUGAGAGUAAAACCUAGUUUCAAUAUUAAUACAGACUUUAUUCUAAACGUAACAGCUUAGAAAUCAUCACUUAUACAAUCCGUUCAUAAAGUAGAAAUUAAAGGAUUAAAUAAUUAAAGUUAUACUAAACUAUUCAUUAUGUAGUGUACUAACAACAGA